Messenger RNA from Dalotia coriaria, 4368 nucleotides. It is a transcript of the gene Pli, whose product is annotated as E3 ubiquitin-protein ligase pellino. The transcript has 10 exons. Bases 858 to 2297 code for a protein of 479 amino acids. Gene Ontology annotation, molecular function: protein binding; ubiquitin protein ligase activity. NCBI's taxonomy places the organism in Eukaryota, Metazoa, Arthropoda, Insecta, Coleoptera, Staphylinidae. Gene Ontology annotation, biological process: regulation of Toll signaling pathway; protein polyubiquitination. The record is from RefSeq and is a predicted model, not a curated record.
AUGUCUGCUGUAAACCAUCAAUCAAAACAAAGUAUACUUCAACAUGCAGUGUGCCGCUACUUGCACAAUAAGAAAAAACGAGGAAAAUGUUAAGGAAUUUAAGCAUAUCGUCAAAUUUUCCGACGGUAAACUAACUGGCUAUGGUGAUAUUAUUAAAAAACUACAAGCGGAGGUGAAUCAAGCGCUGACAGACAUUGUGGAACACGAAAACGCGGCGAAUACAGAAAAUACGAAGACGCCUAUCAAGAAUGCCUCUGCCCAAGGAGAUCAACUUGAUGAAGCUGAAGAUGCUGAUGAUGAUGAUGAUAAUGACGAAGAGGACACACCGGAAAUGCCAAACAACCAAAAACAUGCAAUAAUCGAAGACCCUUUGCAGUCGCCAACAAAAAAACAAAGAAAAGCAUAAAAUACUUCACCAAUUCUUAGAAAUGAGUCAUCUUCUUGCAAGAUUCUCAAUCUUUAUAAUGCCCAAACGGAGUACUCCCACUCCCAUCCCUUCCAAAUCUAGUAGUGCUGGUUGGCACGCUUUAUCACACGCAACAAGUUCAAACAUGUACAAAUCUUGCAGAGUUUUCGUUUCCUUGAACUUGUACCACUAGUGGCUGCCCUUUUCCAAUAAGAAUUUAAGCAGAGGACAUGAACGUAGACUGUUCAGUCCGCGCUUGAUUUUCUGUUGUGUUUGUUCAAAUCCAAAUUUGAGCAUGUCUCAAACGCGUUGAAAUAUAUGUGCAGAGAGUGUUCUCCAAAGUGUAUAUAUUCAAGAUGUAUUCCACGAAAAGUUGUAGUAAAGUUCGUUGCAUAAACGUGUCGGUUUCCUUUGGUUAUUUUAAGUAUUCGAUUGCGAUAUUUCUGUUAUUAUGGACUUCCUAAAGUUUCCUAGAACCAGGCGUCGCAGGUUGGGUAGUGAUAAAAUUUCAACAGGGUGUAAAGUGAUCAGGGUUAGUCAAAGAAGUCUACAUCGUCAGUCGGAUCUAGAAAUCGAGUGGAGUUGUCAAUUUCACAUUAUGGUCGGCAAUAAAAGAACGGAUGGCACAGAGUCGCCAAUACUCGAGGAGCGCGACGGCACCAAUUCGGACAAGCCGAAACAGCAGAUCAAAUUUGGAGAACUAGUCAUUUUAGGAUACAAUGGAUUUCUACCUCAAGGCGACAGAGGCCGAAGACGCAGUAAGUUUGUCCUGUACAAGCGGCAGGAACCAAAUGGUGUUAAACGCUCCAAACAUUACGUUGUCAAAACACCGCAUUCGUCGCAAGCCAUCUUAGACGCUCGCCAGCAUUCAAUAUCCUACACAUUAUCAAGGAAUCACGCCGUCAUUGUCGAGUACACGCCUGAUGAUGACACGGACAUGUUUCAAAUCGGUCGAUCGUCCGAGUCGCCGAUUGAUUUCGUCGUCAUGGACACCAUUCCCGGGGACAAGACGGGCGAGAACAAAGUCAUGCAGAGCACGAUAUCGCGAUUUGCGUGUCGGAUAUUGUCGGAUCGAAAUUGCGCCAAGAUUUGUCGAAUAUACGCUGCCGGAUUCGAUACUUCGAGGAAUAUAUUUUUAGGCGAAAAGGCAACAAAAUGGCAAGAAAACGGUCGCGAAAUCGAUGGCUUAACGACGAAUGGCGUUUUGAUCAUGCACCCGAGGGGUAGUUUCUGUGGUGGAGAAGCAAAAAGCGGUUUUUGGCUGGAGACUUCAGUCGGCGGUGGGGUUUUUUCUCUGAGAGAAUCGAGAUCCGCUCAGCAAAAGGGUCAAGUUGUGGAAGAAGAAACAAAUGUUUUGCAAGAUGGCACGUUAAUAGAUUUAUGCGGCGCGACAUUACUCUGGCGAUCGGCUGAAGGUUUAGCAAAAUCACCUAGCAAACGAGAUCUGGAGCGGGAGAUCGACGAAAUCAACGCCGGGCGACCGCAAUGCCCCGUCGGGUUGAACACGCUCGUGAUACCCAGGAAGGUGACACCGAGCGACAACCAACAGCAGCCGUACGUCUAUCUGAAUUGCGGUCAUGUGCAGGGUCUGCACGACUGGGGCCAGGAUAAGGACUCAGGCGCGCGGAAGUGUCCUAUUUGCUUAGAGUUGGGACCCGUCGUUAAAGUGUGUAUGGGCUUGGAACCUUCGUUCUAUGUGGAUUCUGGACCGCCGACGUUCGCUUUCAAUCCGUGCGGACACAUGGCAACCGAAAAAACAGUCAAAUACUGGGCAAAUGUAGCAAUUCCGCACGGAACGAAUGGUUUCCACGCUGUGUGUCCAUUCUGCGCGUCGCCAUUAGCCGGUUCCCCUGGUUAUAUCCGUCUGAUUUUCCAGGAUAACGUAGAUUAGAUGGAUUGUACCCUGCCACAGCGAUUGGAUAUGAGUAGGCGUGCUUCACGCGGCGUAGAAAAACGAAACGUUCGAAAAUUGCUAUUUUAACAACUAAGCACUAAGGCAUUGCAAUUGUUAUCGUCAUUAUCAUUCGAUUCAUUCGACUAUUCAUUGAAUUCGAUUGUCAAAUCACAUUCACAUUCAUUCGCUACAUGAAUAUUGAGGAAUUGAGUUCUUAUCAACCAACGUUUUUGUGGAAAAUAUUUCAAAUUCAUCAUUAUCAACAACCAAAAAAAAAAAAAGAAUUUUAAACGUCAACACGUUGUUGUGUUUGUGUGCAUCGUGUGCGAUUUGCAUUCAUUAGCGAUUUAAAUGCGAGUUGUUGAUGAUUACCUUAGGGGAUAACUAAAUUCAUAGAUAAAUGAUAAAACGAUAUCGAUUUCGAAGCAAAAACAAGAUAAUAUUUAAGGUAAUUUCGUAAUGUUUCGUAUUGGGGGAGUGGAGUAUCGAAUGUUGCGCUGAGUUGCGGAAACGGAGUAAAAACGUAAAUAAUACAAUACAUAAAUUGAUAAAUAUUAACCGCGGAGAUGUAAACAAAAAAGAAUUUACGAAUUAUUUUAGAGUUAUUGACGCUUUAUCUUUUUUAUUUUAUGUUUAUUCGAUAAAGUUUCAUUUGUGUUCUAGAAUAAGUGGUAAACAAAGUGAAACAAACUAGGAAUCAAUCAAAAUCUAUUCAUCAGGAGAACAUAUAGCAUUUGGGAUUUUAUCUAUUCAAAAACAAAUAUAAUUUUAUACUUAAUUUUACUUUUUACGCAAUGACUGUGUAUUCAUUCUUUAAUCUUUUAUUCUUCUAACUCUACUGUUAAUUCUUAGUUGCAAAAUAUGUCGAUGAUAAAUAUUCAUACUGACAACUAAUAAUCCAAUUGUAAGUAGAUGUAAUUAUUGUAAAUAAUUUCAAGAUACCAUUUUAGGAGGCCCAAUAUUCUAUAUAAACACUAUUUAAACAAAAACAAGCCGAACAGGGAGUUAAAUGGAAGCAAAACAGAAAUAAAUUAAAUAAUAUGUUUUAUAAACGGAUAAUGGAUAAAACAAAUCAAAGAUUUAGUCACAAGGACAAGAUGGCCGCCACUGAAUGUAGAUGAAGGAUGAUGAAACACACAAAUUUCAUUACAAUAACACAUGAUUGAUGAAAACUAAUAACGUGUACGCGUAGACUUAAGUAAAUCAAUGAUAAGAUGAUGAAUGGAUGACGUUUGCGACGCGUCGCAAGCAUUUAAACUAUAAAUUGAUAAAAUAUGUGUAGAUAUGUGCAUAAUAUGCAGAAACACUUCGAUUAUGCAAACGUGCAAGGGUUUUGAACGCGUGAAUUCUCGUAAGACUGGUUAGGCAGUAGUUAAGCAUACGAUUAUAUUACAAUUAAUAUUAUUAAUAUGAUUACGAAGCAUUUGACGAAUUUCAAUUGGUUUCGAACAAUGUAUUGGACUCACAUGUCACGAACCUGUCUUGUUUUCUUAAUUUCACAUCCUUGUUACUGUGCAAACAUUGAACCUGAUUAAUUGCUAUGAUUCUAAUGCCCACAUGUGUACAUAUUGUAAUUAGAUUUACGUAGAUUUCAAUUUUGAUUAACGCAGACGCAGGAUACUGUUGCAAGGCACUUGAUUAUACACUUAUAAUUAUAACCGCGUAAUGAGAUAAUUAUUUAACGACUUAAUUUAAAUACAUUAUGAUGAACUUAAGUAAGAUGAUCGGAUUGAUUCGGAGAUGCGGAGCAAGCGAGAUUAACAGCAGGUUUAGCCUUAGGUGUACUGACUAAGAUAAACUAUAUUAUUAUUGAUAUAAAUAUUGACUAAUUGCGAGAUUGUUUGAUGCAUUAACCAUUAAGAUAUGAUUGUUUCUGAAUGCGUCAAAAAUUGCUAAACUAAUUGGGGAAGCGUUAAGAAUUUAUGGAAAUUAAAUUCGAAAACAAAACGAACAACGGACUGCUGUAAAUCAAUUCAAAGGAGUAUCGAUAAAGAUGAACGGAAAUAUGAUUUGUUCCACCGAUGAAUUUUAUCUGUGCCUGGAUCACCAAUAAAUAAAAAUGAAUAAA